AUGAACAGAACUGUGUUGGGUCUUUGGGGAGCAAACUGUUACUUACACGUUCCCACCUCAACAAUCUUGAGUGCACAAGCCUUCAGCAUGUCAUCCUUCAAAUCCUACGGGAAAGUUGAUGAGCAUGAGCAGAUGGUGUUGGAGGCAAGGAGGAAAACCCGAAAGAGGAUCACAAUAUGCCUCUCAUCAAUAGUCCUAGCAGGUGUUGUUUUUGCUGCUGUUUUUGGCAUUCUUGGAACCACUCGUGACAAUUCACCACAAGGUGCUGGUGAUGCUCACACUGUGACCAAUUCCGUGAAGGCUGUUUGUGAUGUGACAUUGUACAAAGACUCAUGCUACACCAGCCUUGGCUCUGCUGUGGAAUCAAGGAAGGUUCAGCCUCAGGAGUUGUUCGUGUUGUCAAUAAAGGUGGCUUUAUCUGAAGUGUUCAAAGCUGUUGAGUAUUUCAGUGAUCAUGAUCAUGGAGUUUUCAAAGGGUUGGUGAAGGACAGAAGGACUAAGGAGGCUUUGAAAAAUUGCAGGGACCUUUUGGGUCUUGCGGCUGACCAUCUGAAUAGCUCCUUGACAUCAGGGGAAAAGUUUUCCCUUCUUGAAGUUUUUCAGGAUCUUGAAACAUGGUUAAGUGCUGCAGGUACUAUAUUAAUUAUAAGCAUAGUCAGAAUUUAUAGACAUACAUUCAAGGCUCUUUCUUGGCAACAUGCAAAGUGGACAUACCAGCAGACUUGUAUUGAAGGCUUUGAAAAUGAAAAAGAAGCAAUUAAGACAAGUGUAGUAAGCUAUCUCAAAAAUUCUACACAGUUCACCAGUAACAGUCUUGCCAUCAUUACCUGGAUCAACAAGGCUGCAACCACACUGAACCUGCGGCGCUUACUGAGUUUACCUCAUCAGAAUGAAGCACCAGAAUGGCUUCAUUCUCAAGAUAGGAGGCUGCUUCUAACUCAGGAUUUGAGGAAGAAAGCUGAUAUUGUUGUGGCCAAAGAUGGCAGUGGCAAAUAUAAGAAAAUUUCUGAUGCACUUAAACAUGUUCCUAAAGAGAGUAGCAAUAGGACUGUGAUCUAUGUGAAGAGAGGGGUUUACUAUGAAAAUGUGAGGGUUGAGAAGACCAAAUGGAAUGUGAUGAUGAUUGGUGAUGGAAUGACUUCUACUAUUGUAUCUGCCAGUCUUAACUUUGUGGAUGGCACACCAACAUUUUCGACAGCAACAUUUUCUGUAUUUGGAAGGAAUUUCAUAGCUAGAGAUAUGGGUUUUGUCAACACUGCUGGUCCACAGAAGCAUCAAGCAGUGGCACUAAUGACAAGUGCUGAUCAAGCAGUUUACUAUAGGUGUCACAUUGAUGCAUAUCAGGAUACUCUCUAUGCUCAUUCCAACCGCCAAUUCUACAGAGAAUGCAACAUCUAUGGCACGGUUGAUUUCAUUUUUGGCAAUUCUGCAGUUGUGAUCCAAAACUGCAAUAUUAGGCCAAAGUUACCAAUUCCUGGUCAGCAGAACACAAUCACAGCUCAGGGAAAAAUUGACCCCAACAUGAACACUGGGAUCUCCAUUCAGAAUUGCAACAUUUCACCCUUUGGUAACUUGAGUUCUGUCCAGACCUACCUUGGAAGACCCUGGAAGAAUUACUCAACCACAGUGUACAUGAAAUCCAGAAUGGAAAGCUUUGUGAACCCCAAAGGAUGGUUACCAUGGACAGGGAAUUCAGCUCCAGACAGCAUUUUCUAUGCAGAAUUUCAGAAUGUUGGACCAGGUGCUUCAACAAAUAAUAGGGUGAAGUGGAGGGGUUUGAGAACCAUUACUAGUAAACAAGCCAGCAAGUUUACUAUCAAGGCUUUUCUACAUGGAGAUAAAUGGAUUUCUGCAGCAGGCGCCCCAUUUAAGUCUGAUCUAUGA
Messenger RNA from Sphenostylis stenocarpa, 1884 nucleotides. The record is from the annotation of a GenBank genome assembly. Lineage: Eukaryota; Viridiplantae; Streptophyta; Magnoliopsida; Fabales; Fabaceae.